UCGGUAUUUUGUUAUUUUACUUUUUACCACAAGAAAGGGUAAUUUGGUCCAUUUCUUCAACUUACUAACUGGUUGACGAACACGUAUCAGUUAGAUGGCUCAGCCUCCAAACUACAGUCAAAUUCCACAGAAUGAACAUAGGCCCCAGCCAUAUCCAUCAACUAAAGUCCAGCCAGAUGGAGCUGGAAAAUUAUCAACUUAUCACGAAGAAGAUGACAAUAAACAACCGCCACAUACUUUACCGGAAAAUCAACAGUUUACCGAUACUGAAUCUUUACCUGCCUAUAAGGAAGUUCCUGCGAUGAUACAUAAAGGGGAUUCACUACCGCCAUUUACGUCAGUUGAACAUAUAUGUGUUGUAACAGACAAUGCACCAACAUACGAUAGCGUUCCAGUAAAUGUAGAUCAACCUAUGUCAUCAAUUUCUAUCGAUCCAUGCUUACCUGAUAAUCAAACUGUUACUAUUUCUACCUCAAAAGGACAGAGGAGAUCUUUGGAUCCACAAGACAAAGCCGAUUAUCUUUGUUUUGCUAUUUGUGCAUGUGUCUGCUGUAACCUCCUAUUUGGGUUGGGUGCCAUCUGUAUGGCAAUUGAAGUGUGUUUCCUGUUUGGUAUUCUAUGA
Molecule: messenger RNA, 622 nt
Organism: Mytilus trossulus (common blue mussel)
Lineage: Eukaryota; Metazoa; Mollusca; Bivalvia; Mytilida; Mytilidae
Exons: 4
Coding region: 95-622 (175 amino acids)
Source: RefSeq, a predicted model, not a curated record